Komagataella phaffii GS115 is the source of this 1209-nucleotide messenger RNA. RefSeq names its product Putative S-adenosylmethionine-dependent methyltransferase of the seven beta-strand family. Bases 1 to 1209 code for a protein of 402 amino acids. Lineage: Eukaryota; Fungi; Ascomycota; Pichiomycetes; Pichiales; Pichiaceae. The transcript has a single exon. The record is from RefSeq and is a predicted model, not a curated record.
AUGACUGGCUUUGAUGUCUUGGACUUCUUUGAACCCUGCGGAAGGAUAAGCUGUCUUCGAGAUGAGCUAUCUGUGACUUCGGACAAAAAAAAAGUUGACGCCAGUACGUUAAAAGAAAAUGAAGACGCUGCUUUACCUGAUGAUAGAACUACGACUAUAGAUGUCCUUGAUUUGCCUCAUAUUUCUCUCAAGCCUCCAAAAAAUGUCUUGGUUGCCAUACUACGGAUACUAAAACUAGAACAACAGUGCAAUUUUGGACCUGGCGUUGAAAAUUUGACACCCUCUCAAUUUUUAUCAAAUAGAGAUCUCACCAUAGAAGAUAUAAGUGAUAUUCUACCUUGGUUAACCAUUCAUUCUCCCCGCAUUGCAUCGCUCGAUUCAUUUUGUCAAAUUGGGUCGACAUUCACAGACUCUAGGGAUAUCGUCAGAUAUUUAACAACAAUCCUGUCAUCCCCUUUGAAUUGGCUACAGGAUCCUGAUGUGGAAGACAUCUACAAGGCUGCAAGCUCAAGACUUUCGGAAAGAUGUGGCAGAACUUCUAUACCGGACUUCGUCCGCAAAAUAGUCCUAAAAAAUCUCUAUGAAAGAACUGGAUGUGAGAGUAUUCAGCUAAAAGAACCUUCUUUAACAUCGGACAAUUUGGGAUUAAAAACCUGGGGAUCAUCCUUCAUACUGUCCCAGAGAUUAAUUAAUGAUGAUCAAAGAUAUCUCAAAGAACCAAUAAUGGAAUUAGGCGCUGGAACAGGGUUGAUAGGAAUCGUUGUGGCCCACCUGGGGUAUCACGUAACAUUGUCAGAUCUCCCGGAAAUCCUCCCAAAUUUGAAGGAAAACAUCAAGUUGAAUCAUGCCAGUGCCCAAGCCGAUUGUCAUGAGCUGGAUUGGACUCGGCCGGACCCAUUCAUCAAAGAAAAUCCCAACUCUUUGAAAGGCUAUAACACCCUUAUUUUCUCAGAUCCAGUGUAUUCUACGAAUCAACCUCGUUGGGUAGCAGACAUUUCAGAGAAAUUUCUUAGGAAAUCUACUGAGGCACACAUCCUGCUCCAAGUGCCCAUUAGAUCUGGAUUCCAAAAGGAGCGGGACAAACUAUGGGCAUUAAUGGAAGACAAGGGUUUUCAGCUAGUGGAGUCGCAUCAACAAGAUGGGUACGAUGAUUUUGGAGAGCAAAAGUUCGUAUUCCGAGUGUAUAAAUGGUACUCCAGUUAUUUGUAG